Molecule: messenger RNA, 1616 nt
Organism: Diachasma alloeum
Lineage: Eukaryota; Metazoa; Arthropoda; Insecta; Hymenoptera; Braconidae
Exons: 3
Coding region: 500-1525 (341 amino acids)
Source: RefSeq, a predicted model, not a curated record
CUGAGGAAAGACAAACGUCAGAAAAAAAACCGAAACACUGAAGAAAUUUUUAACAUUACGUUUAUUUCCCUCACUCUCCCAAGAUAAAAUAAUUAGAAAGUUGACAGAGAAAAAUUAAAAAUUGAAAAUUCACUUCUUGAAAGUGAGUUUGUGAAUUUAAUCGUAAAAUCUGCGGAUUUUUUCCUCUUCAUUGUGAGUGAAUCUAAAUCAAAACACCGGCUCGACGAGUGGAAUCCGAAGGGGGCGAUGACAACGUAAACAAAAUUGAACAGAAUAGAGGUGACUUGGUUGAGUGAAAAUGACGAGUGACAAUGGAAACUGAAAUGAUGUGUUCGUUAAAAAUGUAGUCCAGUAUUUAAACCAAUAUUAUUACAAUUUUUUAAGGGUUCUGUUUCACUUUAUCUAUUAUUAUUAGACCUGGGGACUUAUUAUUAUUCACUCGAGAAGCUUGUGAUUAUUUUUAAUUGAAAGAUUAUUGAUCAGUGUCGAUUGAUAAACCAUGAAUAUCAUCAAAGCACCAGAAUUAAAACGAGGAAGAAAGAAGAAGAUCCAUCCAGCAUUUGAUUCCUCAAGGAAUGAACGCAAAGUUUCACGGUCGAAACGUGUUGCUGAAUGUGACAAAGUGAAGGAGAAAACGUUCGAGGAUGCAGAAAAUACCUCAAAGAACAACAAAAGGGGGAAAAAGGGGAGGAAAGCACUGGCUGAUGUGAAUCGUUUGUCAAUGGCUGGUCCAGUGAAGACGAUCGAUCGUCCACCCACACCGAUUAAAGCAUCUAGUUUUUACCACACUUCUGAAUCAAAACCCACAAAAUGCUUGAAUCCUUUCGCGAAGUCCAGAAACACCCACUCAGCAGAUCCAAAAGCUCCCCCAAACCUGCAAAACACAAUAUCUCCGAUUUUAUUCGGUAUGCUGACUCAAACAAAGCGAUCUCCUGCGAACUCACAAUGGGAGACAUUGGAAGAAAUCGAAAUUGCUGGAGACGAUUCUGACGAUUGCAUCGAGAUCCUCAGUGAAGAGCGAUUCUUGAACAUUAUAAGUUCCGGUAUUUCUCCUGAGAUCAACAAUAAUGGAAGGGAGAUGCCAAAGCUGAAGAAACACAUCCUAGAGCAAAGGAUUGCUCCAGCUCGUCCUCGACAGACUGAAGAACGUAAGAAUGAUAAACUGAGGAUCAGGGAAGUGAAGAUCUAUCACGAGCAGAACUUCAGUGUUCGAGAUUUCUUGGAGAGGAGCAAAAAUCCUUAUGAUUAUUUUUUCAACGCCAAUCGGAUUUGCUCUCCCAAUUCCACAUUAAUUGACUUCCUCACCAACUUUUUUCCCAACAUUAGAGCAGACGCAGUUGAAAGAAUGUAUGCGACUGCUAAAUACAAUAUGAGUUUCGCUGCCUUUGGGUUGAAUAGAAUGAAGACUUCACAUGGAUUACCCAGGGAUUGUUACGAAGUUGAAGCUGAAAAUAUCAGUCAACUUCAAGAGAUGAAAUUUGUCCAUAAUUUCUGCAAAAUGAUCAAUAAGAAUAUCGGCAAGUGAUUAUCUAGGCUUGUUGGACGUGUUGAAAUUAUUCGGAAAAUGGGUGGUUGGAGAGAAAAAUAAAUAAAGACGGUUUUUGUUGGUAAUUUUA